GUAACCGAAGACAGAAAACGGGCCUGAAAAUAAACCCUCGAAGGAAGAAGGGAUUUGCCUACACUUGGUCUGAGCGGGUUGUGGCAGACAGCUGGCGGUGUAUCUGAUCGGAAUCUAGGAGCUCGCUGGUCCUGAGGUCUACGCAUGAAGUCACCAUAAAGCAGAGAGCGGUUCCCGCAUCGUAACGAGCUCGUCUCCGCGAGGGGAGGCUAAGAUGAGCAUAACCAGCGACGAGGUGAACUUCCUGGUGUACCGCUACCUCCAGGAGUCAGGUUUUUCCCACUCGGCGUUCACGUUCGGAAUCGAGAGCCACAUCAGCCAGUCCAACAUCAAUGGGACGCUAGUGCCACCAGCUGCCCUCAUCUCCAUCCUGCAGAAGGGACUUCAGUAUGUGGAGGCCGAGAUCAGCAUCAACGAGGAUGGCACAGUGUUCGACGGCCGCCCCAUAGAGUCCCUGUCCCUGAUCGACGCGGUGAUGCCCGACGUGGUGCAGACGCGGCAGCAAGCCUUCCGGGAGAAGCUUGCUCAGCAGCAGGCCAGCGCGGCGGCCGCGGCAGCAGCAUCGGCGGCAGCGGCCACAGCGACGGCGGCCCCAGCGACCCCGGCGGCUGUUGCCCAGCAGCACCCACCAAAGAACGGCGAGGCCACGGUGAACGGGGAGGAGAACGGAGCCCACGCGAUAAAUAAUCAUUCGAAACCCAUGGAAAUAGACGGGGACGUCGAGAUUCCACCCAACAAAGCCACAGUGCUUCGGGGCCACGAGUCCGAGGUGUUCAUUUGUGCCUGGAACCCUGUCAGCGAUCUCCUGGCUUCAGGGUCCGGAGACUCGACCGCCAGGAUAUGGAACCUUAACGAAAACAGCAACGGGGGCUCCACGCAGCUCGUGUUGAGGCACUGCAUACGCGAGGGAGGCCACGACGUCCCCAGCAACAAAGACGUGACCUCGCUGGACUGGAACAGCGACGGGACGCUGUUAGCCACGGGCUCCUACGAUGGUUUUGCAAGAAUAUGGACGGAAGAUGGUAACCUGGCCAGCACCUUAGGACAACAUAAAGGCCCCAUCUUUGCCUUGAAAUGGAACAAGAAGGGGAAUUACAUUUUGAGUGCCGGUGUAGACAAAACAACGAUAAUUUGGGAUGCCCACACAGGAGAAGCCAAACAACAGUUUCCAUUUCAUUCCGCCCCCGCCCUCGACGUAGACUGGCAGAGCAACACUACCUUUGCCUCCUGCAGCACGGACAUGUGCAUUCACGUCUGCAGACUGGGCUGCGACCGCCCCGUCAAGACCUUCCAAGGACACACGAACGAGGUGAACGCCAUCAAAUGGGACCCUUCUGGAAUGCUGCUAGCGUCCUGCUCGGAUGACAUGACAUUAAAGAUCUGGAGCAUGAAGCAGGAUGCGUGUGUCCAUGACCUUCAGGCCCACAGCAAAGAGAUCUACACCAUAAAGUGGAGUCCCACCGGGCCGGCCACCAGCAACCCAAAUUCCAACAUCAUGCUAGCAAGCGCUUCGUUCGAUUCUACAGUCCGACUGUGGGACGUGGAGCGCGGCGUUUGCGUCCACACGCUCACCAAGCACCAGGAACCUGUGUACAGCGUAGCUUUUAGCCCCGACGGGAAGUAUUUGGCCAGCGGCUCCUUUGACAAGUGUGUGCACAUCUGGAACACGCAGAGCGGAAGUCUCGUGCACAGCUACCGGGGCACCGGCGGCAUCUUCGAGGUGUGCUGGAACGCGCGCGGGGACAAAGUGGGCGCCAGCGCGUCCGACGGCUCUGUGUGUGUGUUAGAUCUCCGAAAGUAAACACAGACGAUCCUAGGAAAGGAUUCGAACGGACCAGCAGCGAAUGUGGGACGUGGCCACGCUCCUCCGACACCGUUCUGCCCGCUCCGAAACCGUACGGACUUGACUGGCAUUAGAGUGUACUUGGAAAUCAACUCACCCCCGGCCGCAGGAGUCUCUGUUUCCUCGGAAUCGUCACCAGGAAGUUUAAGGGAGAAACACACACAGUCCUAUCCAAGGGGGGGAGGGAUGUUUCCACCCGCAACGUGCAGCCUGGGAGCAUGAGGUCACCCGGAGACGGUGCACAGUUUGGUUUCCAUCCAGAACCGGCUCCGAUGGUUGAGAGGAGAAAAGACGAAGGGGGGGGAAAUGUGCCAAAAAAGGAAAAAAAAAAUGCUGAGGUAAAACCACAAGCGGGGGAGGGGACGCUCCUCCAUGCGGCGGGCCUCUUUUUCCCCUACCGAUUAGGACCCAGCGGUUGCUCUCACAAAGGGUGUUCGGAGACCUGUUUGUACCGAUGAAAUGCGCAACUUUGUAAUCCCAACACUUUCUAUUUUCUAGAAUCUUCUUUGUCCGGUGGUUUUUCUAUUGGCUGGACUCCUGUCGUCCAGGGGCCUUCGGUCUGAGAUGGAAACUGGUUUUGGUCUGUUGCUUCCUCCCCACUGUGUCCCUGUACCUGUGUCCCCUGCGUGGUGUGGCCGUGGCUUCCGUGGACGCCAGGACAGAGCGGCUGACGGUCGGCGUUAACCGCCCCCUUGUCCUCCCUCCCCAGCCGCCCCGUGCUCACUCUCUGUCCCUUUCUCGUAGUUGCUUCGGAUCUGCAGUCUCAAGGGCACUUUCGGCGCAUAAUAAGUGCUUUACGUAAGAAGGCAGGGCAGGGGGACUUUUUACAGGAGAAAAAAAAUAUAAGAGAAAGAGCCCGGAGUAUUUUUGGAAAAAAAAAAUAUUUUUAUGUUAAAACGAUUUUAAAAUCCUAAAAUGGCCAUCAGAGAGAGCUUCGAGUGGCUCAUAUUUUCAGCAAAUUUCAUGAGGACAGAGGCAGGCUCUGCGGUAGCGCCUCGUUCCCUUUGGCCUCAGGAAAGGCGGUCAGACUCUGGGUGGAGGGUGGAGGGCCCUGGGUGGGCCCCGUGGGCCGGCAGGGCGGUUUGUGCAGCCAGAGCAGAAGGUGCCGGCGCUUCCUGGCUCACAGAAGAGCCCUGCAUCUUUCAGGGGGUAGCCGGCCCGAGAGGAGGGAGGGGCAGCCAGUGCCCUCUGACCCCAUCCCCCACACCGGAUGGCAAUGAAGCCACCGGCGGCCCCUCGGUCCCGGCCCUCUAACUGCCCACGGUCAUGUCACCGAGAGCCGGUUGGCAGGUCCCUGCACAGCUCGCCUCAAAGGCUCUGGGACCCCACCGGCGUGAGAGCGACAGAAAUGAACUCAGUCCUGAAGGCGAAUCACGUAGAAAGAACAUGACUAAUUUUCUGCCGUCUUCAUUGUUUUUCUCUCACAAGAGACCAGGAGGAAGAUUUUUUUUUUAAAUGAAUCUUUUUACUGUUUUUAAAAAAUUAAACCUGGCUUUGUGUUCCUAGAGUUUCCUUUCAUUGGAUCAGGUGACCUUUGUACCUUUGUUGCCCUGACACCUGUUUUGUCCGUUAGCAUCAGGGAAGGAGCAACCGCUGGGGCCUGUCCCGUCCUGUCCCGAGCCGUGCCAGGGUGGGGGCAGGAGUCGGGGCUGCAGGCGGGAGGCUGCUUGCAGGGGGGCCUCCAUCCCAGCAGGUGGCAGCGGCGUCCUGCCACACGCGGAAAGCGCCGGGACCAGCGUGGACGUCCUUGUCGGUCCCUCCCGGCCCUCCGCGUGGACAUCUGAGCCUCGCAGGCGCCAGCCGUAGAGGACCAGAGUCGAUUCGAACUCUCUUCCCUAAAUGUUUAGCCUCGAAGGUCACUUUGAUGGCGUCACCACUCCAGUUUUGAAGGUCACAGAGGAGGGCUGUCUGCAUGAGGUCGGGGUGCCGCCGGGUGGGGGCCGGGGCACCAGCAUCCGGCCUGACCCCACGCACCCGUCCCCUCCGCGGAGAGGUGGUCACGGGUUGGGCCCUGGUCGGCACGAGGCUUGUGUCUGCCCAGCCAGUCGCUGCCGGGUGGCGGCGGCAGGACUCCCAUCGGGUUCACUAGGUGACCUCCACGGGACGUCCCUAGCAGGGGUCUUGCAAUGUGGGCUUUAGCCUCGUGAGGAAUGUGAGUCACUUGGGGACGAUCAGGUGGGAGCCCUGGGCUGUGAGGCCCAGCAGGGAGCACUGGGGAUGACCAAGGCCGACUGUCCCCAACCUCACCUUCCCCGAGCUGCCGCUGGAGAGGGGCGUCCCGGGGCCUGAAGCGGGACCGAGCGUGAGCACGCGGGCGGCACGCCUCCAGUCACCCCCGUCCUCAGCCCAGGGACAGCUGUCUGCUGAGCUGUGGCGUGGGCGCCCAUCAGGAAGCUGGGCGAGUCCCCUUCACCACCGAGGGGCAGUCCUCGCGUGAAGUCCCUGUUGGCCACUGUUUGUGGCUCUUAACGUGGUGGGUAAACGCCGGAGUCUUCGUGACCAAACUGAACCUUGAUUCCGAAAGCAGAGUCACACACUGGUCCUUCCUGGAACCUUCGCUUGGGCUUGAAGUGACCGAGAACCUGUCCCGCACGCACCUGGCAGAGAUGUCGCCCCACGGGGGGCCCGACCUCACCAGGUCUGCCCCCUCGGACCCACAUGCCACCGGACUGGACUCCCGGCUUGUCUACAACCCGAUCGCGCAGCCAGCGAAGUGCACUUUGUCAGGUGUAAGGGUCGGCCCUGUCCUCUGUUCUGCCUGUUUUUUUUUUUUUUUUUUGAAUCCUGUUUCUUGUCAGAUGCACAAACGUUCCUUCCGCCACUCACCGCAGUUUUGAAUUCUGGCUUCUGCAGUCUUUAUUGUCUGUGUCAGACGUGCAGCCAGACGGUGUCCUCUGUCCGUGUUUUCUAGAUUGUUCCGUCCACGUCAGCCUGUCUCGUCCUCCACCCCCACUCACCUUCACGCUCUCUGAGAAGAAUCAGACUGUGUCAUAGCUCAUUUGUUCCAACAGGAAAUCGACAGCUCAUACUCAGUGUCUUGAAUAAAUUGCUCUAUUUUGAUAUUAGAGAA
Messenger RNA from Suricata suricatta (meerkat), 4913 nucleotides. It is a transcript of the gene TBL1X, whose product is annotated as transducin beta like 1 X-linked. Gene Ontology annotation, biological process: regulation of transcription by RNA polymerase II. Gene Ontology annotation, cellular component: histone deacetylase complex. Gene Ontology annotation, molecular function: protein binding; transcription corepressor activity. The transcript has 16 exons. NCBI's taxonomy places the organism in Eukaryota, Metazoa, Chordata, Mammalia, Carnivora, Herpestidae. The record is from RefSeq and is a predicted model, not a curated record. The coding region runs from base 215 to 1801 and encodes 528 amino acids.